Oryzias latipes (Japanese medaka) is the source of this 2282-nucleotide messenger RNA. It is a transcript of the gene scg2a, whose product is annotated as secretogranin II a. The record is from RefSeq and is a predicted model, not a curated record. NCBI's taxonomy places the organism in Eukaryota, Metazoa, Chordata, Actinopteri, Beloniformes, Adrianichthyidae.
ACGCACGAGUCAGGUGGUUAUUCUGAGGGAGCAAAGAGCUGUCCUCGGUGCUGAAACGGCAGUCACCGCGCAAGGCAGAGAGAUGCUCAGAUUCCCCGCGAGCCUCCGCGCCAAAUAAUUACGAAAGGAAUCACAAUGCCAUCCCUCUCUCAGACUUCUCCGAUGUGCAAGCCUUUCCUCGUCUGUUUAGCCAACCUGCUUCUUGUGUUCGCUUCUGCUGGCGUUUAUGGGGCUUCGCUUAGAGAGCACAGGAUGCUGGGAAGUGAGUCAGACUCCCUGAGACGAAAUGGCCUCCAACCUCCUAAUGCAGACAUGCUGAAAGCCUUGGAGUACAUUGAGAGUCUCCAUCAGAGAAGUGGUGGGGACUCCCCGCAGCAAAGCCCCCGAGCUUCAGGGCAAGACGUCAGCCACAUGGAUGACAUGGAGAAGCUCCAACUGCUGCUGAAACUGCAUUCUAACCCCAUUCAAAGUGAAGAUGAGGAGAAACAGGAGGAAGAGCAAAGACAGGAUAAGAGUGAAGAGCUGCUCCAGGCUGUGCUCAGCACACUCCAGGAGACGGAGAAGGCCUCCAAGCCAGCCCUGCUCAGCCCAGAGAGACCAGGAACAAACAGAGGCUCUGUGCAGCCAGAACAACAUGGCCGCAGGUUUCAUAAGAAGCUGCCCUUAAUGUUUGAAGAUGAGGAGGAAGGUGAGGAUGACAGGGAUGCGGAGGGGCCCCGGUAUGAGAGCCUCUUUAAACGCACCAAAGAAAACGUGGAGGAGAAGUACACACCUCAGAACCUGGCCACGCUGCAGUCUGUGUUUGACGAGCUGGAAAAGAUGACAGCUGCAAAGGGGAUCCGUAAGAGGGAGGAUGAGGAGGAGGAGGAGGAUGAUACAGAAGAGGACGGAGACGUUUUCAAUGUGAGGGAUGACGAGUACAACGACAUGGAUCCUGCACAGUGGGGUCCACUAGAAGAAGAGGAUGACGAGGAAGAGAGUGAUGACCGACAUGAUCGAGGCCUUGAUUAUAUUGAUGACAAUGAUGAAGAAGAAGAUGAAGAUGAAGAAGAAGAAAACUCCCCAAUGAAAAGGUCUAAUAAUGCAGAUGAUGCUGUUAAUUUAGUUGAUUACUACCUUUUUAAAGUCCUGGAAAAAACAGAGGAAGAAAAGCAGAAGCGAGAUGUAGAAGAGGAAGAGCAGAGGGCUGAGAGAAGGGUAUCUCAGUAUCCAGAUAAUGUAGACCCAAGGGUUAUCUACCGGCUUAUUACCAUGUCCCAAAAAUACCAGAUCUCCCCUGAGGACCUCAUGAACUUGCUUAAAACUAGAUAUCAGAAGAAUCAAGACAUGUUGCGUAAAAGCAAUGAAUUAUACAGAGCAGGAAGCCGGUUUUCUCAGAAAUCCCCACAGAAGAUGAAUUUUCCUGUUGCCACAUUCUCCACCAGACGGCUGCCUUACGGACGAAAGACCGCAGAGGAACUGAGGAAACAGGAGAUCCUUAGAAUCCUGGGGUUGGGAGGCGAGGAGGCGGCAGAUCCAGUCAGGACGCAGAGACAGCGUACCAGCUCCCUGUCACGACUUCACGCUCAGACCGCUGGGCGUUUGGGGGAAUCCGCUCCCACACUGCGGCGUCUUCCCUACACCUUCAGAGACGACUACGAUGACUCAGUGGAUGAGAACGAACUGGCAGCUUAUCUCGCCGCUCAGAUGCUGGCACAAUAUCCCAAACCUGCAUUUAGAAACAAGGUGGCCCAAAAGAGGGAAGAGGAUGGACAGAGCGCCACAGACGCCUUCGAAAAGGCAGUGACGGAAUAUCUAGCUAUAGUGGACUCAGAGAAAAAAAACCAAACACCGUCUGAAGAUGUUAGGAGUGACGACACACAAAGUUUGGAGAAUGAGGCCGUGACCAAACUGCUGAGCUACCUGAACCCAAAGCCCGGAGAAACUGACAAAACUGACAAAGAAAUAUGAACAAAGUGGUGUAAAUACAUAUGUACAUGGAGGAAAAACAGAGUAUUUUGAGAAAUAAACCAUCCAGUCAACUUUAAUUAUUCCGUAGGUUUACAAAACUUUGUAUUUAUUAGCAGAAAUGAGUGUUGCCACAUUCACGUGGAGUUUCUCUAAGUGAAAAAUUUGUUGCUUGACGACUUGUUCAUGUGUCCCACCAGACUCAGACACACACACACACACACACACACACACGCAGACAGGCUCACCAGGCUCACACUCAUUUGUGUUUUUGGUAAUUUUUCUUAAAUGUGGUAAUAUGUGAUAAACCUGAGAUGAAUAAAGCAUUGAUGUUA